AGGCUUGCAGUAAAACCUAAAAACUCAAGAUGGGUCAUGGUAUCGGUGGUUACGGAAUUAUUAUGAGGCUGAAAGGAAUGGCAAACUACGAGUUGAUGCCAGUUGUAGUCAUUGUUGGUGCAGUCUGCGGGAUGGCAGGGGCCUUCUCAACAUAUUCCUUAUUCAAAAAGACCGAUGUAGCGUUAUUCAAGAAGUCAACCCCACAUCCAUGGGUUAACGUACAGGAGACACAAAAACAAAAGUUUCUGACCUAUGGGCUUGAAUACAAGGCAAAGCCAGCAAUCGAACAACUACAGAGAGAAGUAGGAAGCCGAAAGUAAAACGAAAAGCAGAAGAUACUUGUCUCUAUAACUUCAGCUCUUCAAGUUUUAUAUGCACAAGAAACACAUCAUGACUAGACUACAAAGGCGCAACUGUUAUCCAUUAACACCCAGGCCAUGGCUGUCAGCACAGAUAGAAGAAUAAUUAUUGUUUGUUGCGGACCCCCCCCCCCCCAAGAAAAAGAAGCAAAUUCUCUGCGCUGACGCCCAUGUCCAGACCCGUAUUCUGAAGUUGGGUUUAAUUCUAACUCUGGUCUAAAUUUGUGGUUUAACUAUGGAUAGCCAAUUGUGACACUAAUCUGUAUUAAACAGUAGAGGUUCAAUUUGCACUUUUGCUGCUAAAUUUAUUCAAAACUGUCUAGGAACAAUAACAAAGAGGUUUUCUUCACCACUAAGGAAAGAGGAAAUAAUGCAGUAAGAUAAUGAACAUACAAUGUCAACACCAUUCCUACAUUUAUGGCAUUUCAUAAUUUUAGCACGGAGUUAGGCCGUGGUCUUGAUUUAAAUUUGACAUCAGAAUACGGGCCUCGGGGUCUUGUUGCAUAAAAACUUAUAGUAAAUUAACUACCAUGGUAACAGGGGCUCAGCAGCCAAUCACAAUCAAGGUUUCCAUGGAAAUUAAAAUAGUUGAAAAGUUACCACAGAACUUGAAACUUUAUGAAGCAGGUCCCAUAUAUUAGAGGAAGUUAGAGAAGUAGUAAUGUAGAAUUUGUAAGAAUAUAUUGAUAUGUAGAUACAUGUAGUUCACUUUCAAUGUUAACUCCUUUCAAACUCGUCGAAUUAGACAUUUAUGUACUACCAUAAUAGACAGUCAUCACUAACUAGGAAGCUUCUUCCCAUAUUGUAGCAGUUAUAAAGAAAAAGAAAAAGGAAUUAAAAGGCAUUAAAUGAUGAAGCACUAUUGGUUUCCUAUGAAUCCACUGGAUAAUGAAUUAUGGUGAUGGUACUGUAUCAAAAUGGAAAGCAAUAUUGUUGACUGACCACUAAUCCUACUAUUCCUGUUAUGAGCUUCACGGAUUUGCGAAGAUAUUGUUGGAUUAUAAACAGAUGGAUUUAUUGUAGAUUUGCAGAUAAUCAAAUAAGAUAGAUAGAUAUACCUUAGAAUUCACAAUGAGAAAUGUAUAUAUUGAAUUUAUUGUUUGUAGAAACUUGGUUGAUUCUCUUUGUAUUUUGUGAUGCAUUCUCAUUAGUACUAUAUUUUGAAGGUGAAUUACCUUGUUUCAAAAUGGUCACAAUGGAACUUGUUUCAAGAAAGUAAUAAAAAGUACAAAAGAGAUAAAUAUAA
This is a messenger RNA of Lytechinus pictus (painted urchin), 1605 nucleotides long. RefSeq names its product normal mucosa of esophagus-specific gene 1 protein-like. The record is from RefSeq and is a predicted model, not a curated record. The transcript is spliced from 5 exons. Bases 30 to 320 code for a protein of 96 amino acids. NCBI's taxonomy places the organism in Eukaryota, Metazoa, Echinodermata, Echinoidea, Temnopleuroida, Toxopneustidae.